UGGAUGGGCCGCGGCCGCGCUCGGCCAAUCGGGGGCCGCCUUUGAAUUUUCAAACCCUCCCGCCCUUUGUGGCGGUUUUUAACGGUCGCGCGCCGAGUGGCACCGCGGAGGUCGAGACGAGGCGACUUUUAAUCAAAGUUAUUAUUAUUUUUUUAAAUUAAAAAUCAAACAAAUCUUUAAGCCCGACCGUGCCAAUCGGAGGUGCGGGUUUGACCACGCGGGCUCCACCACCGUCUCGCCCCCGUCGUCCCUUCUCCCCGGACCUCGAGUCGCGAUGUCGUCGAUAAACAUCCGCGGGUGCGCCGACGGGGAGACGUCAGCGGAGGACGUGCCGGCGUGCGGCCCCACCUCUCGCCUGCCCGUGCGCAAGUUGGCCAAGCGCCCCCCAGAGGUGGACGGGGAAUCCGUCGGCAAGAGGCAGCGUCUGGACGGCAUGUUGCACGCGGACGGGGUAGGCAAGGGUCAGCAGCAACGCUCGCUCUCCACGUUGUCGCUGUACAGGCCCAGCGCGGCCACGCGGCCCGCCAAGGUCUUCUCGGCCAUCACGUCCCGCCACACGUCGGCGCCCCAGCACGCCAAGGCCGCCGUCCAACCGAGGCACUUGGCGGGCCAGCUGUCCCGGGCCUCGCACGCUCGGCCGCCCGCCAGCGUCCCUUCCGCCGCGGUCGCCCGCGACAAGAAGUCCCUGGUGGCUUCGUCUGCUGCGACCUCUGCUGCACCUAAAGCAACAGCGAGCGGCACGGCCCGGAAGCUGCCGGCGUGGGACAUCAAGGGCCGCCUGGGCUUGAUGGAGGCCAACUGGAGCCAGGACCAGGCGCGCAUCAAGAUGCUGGAGCAGAUGGUGGGCGAUCUGGAGGGGGUGCGCGUCCUGCGGGAGCGUGAGACGUCCGUGAGCAGUGAGCAGGUGUCGCGCCUACAGUCGGAGCUCAGCAAGACCGAGACGGAGCUGGCGCCCCUCCGCCGCCAGGUGCUGGAGCUCACGGAGGAGCUGUCGGCGGCGGCGCGGGCCCGGCAGCGCGCCGAGCGCGACCUGGAGGCGCGCGACGCCGAGAACGCCGGGCUGCGGCGCUCCGUGGCCGAGGCGUCGGCGCUGCGCCUCGCCAUGACGACGCAGAUCGACGUAGUCGAGUGCCGCCUGCGGGAGCGCGAAUCGGCGCUGCGGGAGGCCGGCGAGCGCGAGGCGGCGCUGACGGCGGAGGUGGCGGCCCUGAGUGCGAGCCUCGACGAGCAGGCGCGGACGCUGCAGAAGUACGAGACGGAGCGGCGCUACCUGCACAACCUCGUGCAGGAGCUGAAGGGCAACAUCCGGGUGUUUUGCCGCGUGCGUCCCCUCCUCGGCGACGAGGUGUCCAAGUCUGCGGGCCACAUCUGCUUCCCCAGCAUGGACGACUCCGGCAUUGCCCUCGUCAAGCAGGAGGAGUCGCACACGGGGCGAGGGGAGUCGAAGCCACUCCGCUACGAGUUCUCGUUCGACAAGGUGUUCCAGUCGGGCUGCUCGCAGAGCGACGUCUUCCAGGAGAUCUCGCAGCUCGUGCAGUCUGCGCUGGACGGCUACAACGUGAGCAUCUUUGCGUACGGCCAGACGGGUAGCGGCAAGACGUUCACCAUGGAGGGGCCCGACGGGGCCGACUUCUCGCCGCACACCGAGGGCGUCAUCCCGCGCGCCGUCAAGCAGAUCUUCUCGGCCGCCCGCCAGCUCGAGCCCAAGGGCUGGAACUACACGUUCCGGGCCUCCUUCAUCGAGAUCUACAACGAGAACCUGCGCGAUCUGCUGGCGGGGCCGCGCGCCGGCAAGUCCCAGCCGCUGGAGAUCAAGCAGGCGCCCGCCAAGGGGAGCGGCGGCAGCGGCGCCGCCGCCGCCGCCCAGCUCACCGUCACCAACCUGCUGUACACCCCCGUCACCUCCGAGGCAGAGCUGGAGCGCCUGCUGCUGAUCGCCAAGGGCAACCGCUCCGUGGCGUCCACCGCCGCCAACAACCGCUCGUCGCGCAGCCACAGCGUCUUCCAGCUGCACAUCCGCGGCAGCAACGAGGCGACGGGGCAGCAGUUCACGUCCCAGCUGAACCUCGUUGACCUGGCUGGCAGCGAGCGGCUGGACAAGUCGCAGUCGACGGGCGAGCGGCUCAAGGAGGCGCAGCACAUCAACAGCAGCCUCACGAGCCUGGCGCUAGUCAUCAUGGCGCUGUCCAACAAGGAGCAGCACAUCCCCUACCGCAACUCCAAGCUCACCUACCUCCUGCAGAACUGCCUGGGAGGGAACUCAAAGACGUUGAUGUUCAUCAACCUCAGCCCUUCGGAGGACAACUUCUCCGAGACGCUAAACUCGCUACGGUUUGCAACAAAGGUCAACGAAUGCGUCAUCGGAACCGCGCAGGCCAACCGGACAUAGACAACCACACACAGACAACCACAUACAGACAACCACACACAGACAACCGGACAUAGACAACCGGACAUAGACAACCGGACAUAGACAACCGGACAUAGACAACCGGACACGUGCGCUCGGGGCGGGGGGGGGGGGGUGAAGACCACUUUGAGAGUCCUGACGGAGAACUAAAACGGAUAGUAGCCAGCCGCGGCUCGCGAAGCCGUGCGCUCGGGGUUUUAUUUUGUAAUGUUAGCCCAGGGUUCCUGUUUGCGCUCCCAAUAGUCGCGCGCCAAACAACAAAUUCGGUUAGCGGUUCACCAGCGGGCAAUGGUCUCCACGGGCCAUCAUCGCCACCACCGUCAUCAUCAUAACCACGUCAUCACGACCACCAUCAUCAUCACCACCAUCAUGAUCAUCAUCACCACCAUCACCACCAUUAUUAUCAUAAUGAUCAU
This is a messenger RNA of Petromyzon marinus (sea lamprey), 2826 nucleotides long. RefSeq names its product kinesin family member C1 (gene KIFC1). Lineage: Eukaryota; Metazoa; Chordata; Hyperoartia; Petromyzontiformes; Petromyzontidae. Gene Ontology annotation, biological process: microtubule-based movement. The record is from RefSeq and is a predicted model, not a curated record. Gene Ontology annotation, molecular function: ATP binding; microtubule motor activity; microtubule binding.